Messenger RNA from Gadus morhua (Atlantic cod), 2460 nucleotides. RefSeq names its product neuroplastin a (gene nptna). Bases 214 to 1413 code for a protein of 399 amino acids. Gene Ontology annotation, molecular function: cell-cell adhesion mediator activity. Gene Ontology annotation, biological process: homophilic cell-cell adhesion; dendrite self-avoidance; axon guidance. Gene Ontology annotation, cellular component: axon; plasma membrane. Lineage: Eukaryota; Metazoa; Chordata; Actinopteri; Gadiformes; Gadidae. The record is from RefSeq and is a predicted model, not a curated record. The transcript has 9 exons.
ACUUCAGUUGAAAAGGUAGCUCCCUGUUGCACCGGGAUGACAGAAGACUGUAGCACAGGUAGCUAGCUAAGUACUACUUUACCUAGCGACGCCUUGCGUGACCCGAUUGGUCACAUCGGCUGCCUGCUGCAUUCAACCCCUCACCAUAUCUAGUCCGGGAUCACGUCGACAGCCUCCUCGUCCGUCGACAGCCUUCACCAUACAUUAUCGAAGAUGUUACCUGGCAAACGGAGAACGACGUUCAUGUCUUUGGCGGCUGCGGUAUUCGGAGCAGUGAUGCUGCAGUCCGUUUCUUCACAGAACGCGGGCUUCAUCAAGUCCCCCAUGUCCGAGGUGAAGCUCACGGGCGACACGUUUGAGCUGUACUGUGACGUAGUGGGCAACCCCACCCCGGAGAUCCAGUGGUGGUACGCCGAGAUCAACCGAGCGGACUCCUUCAGGCAGCUGUGGGACGGCGCCCGCAAGCGACGGGUGUCAAUCAACACGGCCUACGGCGCCAACGCCGUCAGCGUGUUGGGGGUCACCCGUCUGGGCCUGGACGACUCGGGGACCUACGAGUGCAGGGCCAGCAAUGACCCGCGCCGCAACGACCUGCACCAAAACCCCGCCACCACCUGGAUCCGAGCGCAGGCCACGAUCACGGUCCUGCAGAAGCCGACCAUCGCCUCCUCAGAACACACCACCCUCCCCUCCGACUCCCACAGCCCCCCCAUCACCCUGCAGUGCAACCUGAGCUCCGCCCAUGGGGCCCACGAGGAGAGCUUCUGGAUGAAGAACGGGGAGGAGAUCGAGGAGACGCGCACCGCCAACAGGAACACAGAGUACAAGCUAGUGAAACCAAGGGGAGACGACGCCGCGAGCUACAUGUGCGUUUACACGUUCGAGACCGCUCCUCCGGCCAACGCCACCAUUGAGGUUAAAGCCGCCCCUGACAUCACGGGCCACAAGCGCAGUGAGAACAAGAACGAGGGCCAGCGCGCGGUCCUGUACUGCAAGUCGGUGGGCUUCCCCUACCCCAACUGGACCUGGCGCAAGCUGGACAGCGGAGCCUUCAUGGACAUCGACAACUCGUCCGGCCGCUUCUCCGUGAGCAAUAAGGACAACUACACUGAGCUCCGCAUCGACAACCUGGACAUCAGCCUGGACCCCGGGGAGUACCAGUGCAACGCCACCAACAUGAUCGGCACCUCCUCCAUCACCUCCAUCCUCCGGGUGCGCAGCCACCUGGCCCCCCUGUGGCCGCUGCUCGGGGUCCUGGCCGAGGUCAUCAUCCUGGUGGUCAUCAUCGUGGUCUACGAGAAGCGCAAGAAGCCCGACGACAUUCAGGACGAUGACGAACCAGCCGGGCCAAUGAAAACAAACUCCACCAACAACCACAAAGACAAGAAUCUCCGUCAGAGGAACACUAACUGAGCCGAAUGUCCCCCAUAUAUUAUAAAAUAUGUAUUGACCACAUGAAGGUAAAGAAGAUGAAAGUGCAUAGGAUUUUUAAGUUAAUAACAAAUAUCUGCCAUUAAAGUAUGGAUGUGUGGGGGGGAGGGGGGAGAUUAAAUGGCUGUACUGUACGAGGCAUGCCUUAUGAGUUUAUUGAGUGAGGUGGGGGGGGCUACUUUGUCAUGACGUUGUUCAUGUUCACUCCAUGGUUGCUGCAUGCCGUUGUUGUUUAUUUAUAGAGUUCUCUUCAGGUUUGCUUUUCUGUCACUCUUUUAUUUUCCUAAUUUUUAUUUUUUGGGAUCAGUCCUAAAGGAAUAAUGCAUGCAAGAUUUGGACCUUCUGUUUGAUACAGAAAAGGCUUUUUCUUAUUUAUUAAUUUUUUCGAGAGUGGCUCAUUUAAGAUAAUCUGUACCGGGCAACGUAGGGGAAGGUCAGCUCCGACCGCGUGAGAACACAAGGCCACCGUAACUUGGUAUGACAGCUGUGUACAGUUUUAUCAUUUCACUGCAUACCAUUUUAUAAACUUCUAAGCUACCUGUUUCAUUUUAUCGUACGAUUGUUACCUUUACAUUUUAAGGGCUUUGCAUUGUCCCUCUGACCAUCGUUUGUUUUACAUCAUGAAUGCACUGUAUGUAUUAAGUCACUAUAACUAUGUCGGCCGUUAAUAUGAAAAGUACGCAGGUAAUGCACUUAAAUGUUGAGACUAGUAGAAAACAGUAUAAACUUAAGAAAAUCUGUACUCAUAUCAUGCAAACAUAUUGGGUUUUUUAAAUCAUCUGUAUUGUAUAGCAUGGCGAUUAUCCUAUGCAAUUAGGGCUCAUAUCAAUAUAUUAUAAAUGACAUUGCAGCUUUUAAUUAUCCGUGAUAAAGCUUUAAACUAGUUAGGUAGAGCGUCGCCGACAUACUUCACGGCUGCAUGACUUCUCUUUAGCUAUAAGGAAAGAGUUUUAAGAGGACCCGUGUCUGGGCUGGCAAAUGUAAAUCAUUCCCGAGAUCUCAUUUUUAAAAAUAAAACAUAACAAAAUA